This is a messenger RNA of Funneliformis caledonium, 432 nucleotides long. The record is from the annotation of a GenBank genome assembly. Lineage: Eukaryota; Fungi; Glomeromycota; Glomeromycetes; Glomerales; Glomeraceae.
AUGGAAGGGGAGGAAGAAGCGGAAGGUCAUACAGGUUACGAGUAUCAAGAGCAAUACCAGAAAGAAGUAGAACAGGAAGAAUCGGAAGAGCCUAAAAUUGAGUUCGUAUUAAGCGAGGAGGCAAAAGCAAUGUUUCGCUUUUCUGAAUUAAGGCGGCAACGACUCGCAAAAGAAAAAGCAGUUGAUGAUGAUAAAGAUUCCAACUCAUCUUCAAAUAAUGAUUUCAUCGACCUGAAUCCUUGGCCGGAUCCUACGCUCAUUCCAUCAUUUCAUCAUCAGCCUAGCAUAGAAUCUAAAGAAUUCUACGGAGAUUCUUAUACAUUAAUCAAUACAUUAGAAGCAGCGGUAAAUUCCAAAUUUGCUCAAAGUUUUGAUAAAUCUAAUCAAGACGAUGUAGUCUAUUGGCCUGUAUUACCUUUAAGAUACGUUUAA